UCCCCUGCUAGGCGCUGCGCUGCGCUUCGCUGAAUAAAAAGGCGUCGCCCUUCUCCAUUUCACUCCCCCACCCGCACUCCACAAACUCAAACGGCUGCGUCAGCGAUCGCAGGCGACGCGACGGGUGGCGAAGAAGCGAGAUCGGAAUUCCACCUUUUUUUUUUCCUUCUCUCCGCUCCUCCAUCGUAUGUAACGAAACCCUCGCCGCCCCCUUCCCCCGCCGUAGUUUCUACUUCUUCCAGGGUUUUAAUCUUAACGCGAGUCCCGAAGUUCGUAGGCCGGAGCAAUGGCCACCGAGAAGGAAUUGGUGGACGAUAUUAGGGACGUCGGGAAGCAGCUCGAAUCUCCUCCUGCCGACGUCGACGAUCUCCUCACCCUGCUGGACCAAACUGAGCAACUCUUAAUGAGAGUCCAUCAAGCACCAAGUCAGUCAAUUAUAGACGUGCUUCAUCCUGCAAUGAGUUUGUUGGUCGACAAGAGACUUUUGAGGCAUCCAAAUGAAGAUGUGAAAGCGAUAGUUGCUUCAUGUACAAAUGAAAUUAUGAGAAUCACUGCACCUGAUGCUCCAUAUAAUGAUGAUUUAAUGAAGGAAGUGUUCGGGAACAUAGUUGACACACUUGACAAAUUGGAUGACAUAUCUAAUGACUCAUUCUUUAAGAGGGUUUCUAUUCUUGACACCUUUGCCAAAGUUCGAUCAUUUAUUGUGAUGUUGGAUCUUGAAUGUGAUGCUCUGGUUUUGAAUAUGUUCCGCAUUUUCCUUAGAACAAUUCGGCCAAAUCAUAGUGAGGGCAUCUUUUCUUCCAUGGAAACCAUUAUGACAGUUUUAUUGGAAGAAAGUGAUUACAUCUCAGAAGGACUUCUCUUCUGCCUUUUGGAUGUUGUUAAAAUUGAUAAUAAAAACACAUUACCAAUUGCUCACAAGCUCGCAGAAAGAGUAAUCACAGCAUGUGCCUCAAAACUAAAACCAUAUUUAGGGAAAUUUGUUAAGCCAAGGGUUUGCUUAAAAGAUUACAGCAAAGUUGUUGCUUCCAUAAUCGAAGGAAAUUAUGAUUUUGGAGGGCAAAAUGCCGUAAAUUCUGCCAAUGUUAAGGAACUAGCAAAUACAAAGAGAGAGGACCCAGAUGGAACAAAACCAAAAAUGCUGGCAGCUGCAAAGCGUAAGAUUGUUGGGGAAGUUUCAUCUGUAAAGCAGAACUCAGAGAAAGAUGUUGCAGGAGAGACUAGGAAGAAGAUAAGAAAACUGGAUGAGAGAUUAGUUGGUGAUAGAAUUCAAGUAUGGUGGCCGGAUGAUCAGCAGUUUUACACUGGCACGAUUAAGGAGUAUGAUCACGUCACUAAAAAACAUAAGGUCUUAUAUGAUGAUGGGGACGUGGAGAUACUUUUGCUCAAGGAAGAGCGUUGGAUGUUUGCCAGUGAAAUAAGAACAUCUCCAACGUGUGAUUUUGCAGAUGAUGCAAAAGAUGCUAUUGAUGCUUCUUUGGACAACAAAGCAGUAAACACAAAAUCAAAUUCUACAGCUGGAGAAACAAAUGUUGAGGCAGUGAUCAAGAGUACUGUUGCCAGUUCUGAACUGCCAAAGCGAAAAGGCCGACCGCCUAAAGUUGGAAGGUCUAUCCAAUCUAAGUUGAUGGAAGAUGUUUCUCCCAAGGUUGAACAGAAGCCUUUGUUCAAGGAUAUGCAUGAACCUAGAAGCAAAGUCACUGAACUUGGCUUCACUGAACAGAAGCCUUUGUUCAAUGAUGAGGACAUACUGAGAAGUAAACAGAAUGAAUCCACUAAACUGGAUCAAAAACCAAAGGAUAUACCUUCCCUGAAUGCAAGCGGUGGAGAACCAAAGACGAGUUUGAAUCCCCAAAAACAGAACAGCUAAGAUUGGAGAAAUGGAGGCAUCUCCUGCAAAGAAGAGCUUGGCUCCAUCAGGGAAAGCAGAAAGCGAAGAGAACUGCAAGGCGGAAGGGCAUACUUUAAGAGUUAAGAUUUCAAAUUUUAUAAUCAUUUUGGUCACUGAACUUGUUUCAGGCUGUCUGGUUUAUUCGUCUCUAUCAAAUUACUCCAAGGAGUUGUAGCAUCAGAUGAUUUUUAAUCUGAUUGGUUUUUGUUGUUUUUAUUCA
Messenger RNA from Zingiber officinale, 2111 nucleotides. RefSeq lists its product as uncharacterized. The transcript has 13 exons. Gene Ontology annotation, biological process: DNA repair; mitotic sister chromatid cohesion. Gene Ontology annotation, cellular component: nucleus; chromatin. The record is from RefSeq and is a predicted model, not a curated record. Bases 287 to 1870 code for a protein of 527 amino acids. NCBI's taxonomy places the organism in Eukaryota, Viridiplantae, Streptophyta, Magnoliopsida, Zingiberales, Zingiberaceae.